This is a messenger RNA of Emiliania huxleyi CCMP1516, 1183 nucleotides long. RefSeq lists its product as hypothetical. The transcript has 3 exons. Bases 33 to 776 code for a protein of 247 amino acids. Lineage: Eukaryota; Haptophyta; Isochrysidales; Noelaerhabdaceae. The record is from RefSeq and is a predicted model, not a curated record.
CUCCCACUCCCGCUCCUCCGCUCCUCCAAGGGAUGGCCGCCACCGUGCACGCGCAGAACGCCUCGCACAAGAUCGUGCAGGAGGCCGGCACUUUCAAGUCAAACACCAAAGUCUGCAUCGACAGGCUCAUCGAGAAGGCGAACGACCUGGUGGACAGCCGGGCCGACCUGGGCGAUGAGCGCACCCUCGCGAUGCUCGACAAGUGCGAGGCGGUGCUGCGCGACCUGAUCAGCUCGGAGGCCGCCGCGAAUGCACUCGGAAGCGUCAACGACUACCUCUCCUCCGCCGCGCCGAGCGCGCCCGACGAGCUCGAGGCCGGCUUCAAGGAGCACCUCGAGAGCGCCGCCUCGCGGCAGCGGGCGGGAGGCAGCGGCGACGGGGGCGACGCCGCCUUCCGGGCGCACCCCGAUGCGCGCCAGCUGGCGAGCCUGCGGGAGCGGAUUGCCGGCGGUUCCGGCUCUGGCGACGACGACGAUCCCGUCAUGACGCAGCAGACGCUCAACUUCACUUGCCCCAUCCUGCAGACGCGGAUGAGCGACAAGGGCGAGCUGCGGCCGAUGAGCGCGGCGCAUCUGCCCGGCCACACCCCCCGCUGCGUCUUCUCGCACAAGGGCAUCCACAGCUGGCUGGUUGGCAGCCGGCGCAGCCAGUGCCCCGUCUGCAAGACCCCCACCACCUUCAGCACCCUCAAGGAGUGCAAGUCGACGGCGCGCCAGAUCCGGAGCAGCGCACACGCCGCCGACGACGACAUGCCCGACGCCACGCCCGUCGACUGAUGCGUCGGCUGGAGGCGUCGAUCAUCUCGGGCCUCCCAGCCCCGUAAAGGGGCACACGCCUCUGGAGGGCUCUCGGGCCUCGGAUGGCGCGGCGGGGGGGUGACGCGGCUGGACGGCGGCGACGCCACGCCGUGGCGGGCUCUGGUGUAUCGUUAUCGAGCCGGCGCGCCGGCGGGGACGCGCAGGGGGUGGGUGUCGACUGGCGUAUUGAGACGGCGCGUGUGCUGCUCUCUACCGGCUCGGUCAGAGCCGGGCCCCGAGCGCGCCUUGGAGCUCUUGCGGCGCGGCGCGCAACCCGCACGCCGCAGAGGCGUGUGAUGGUGGGGGCUCAAAGCAACCACACACACACUACACACACGGUAUGGCAUACGGGAGUAAUUUUUUCAUGUGAACGUUCUUCUGGACGC